CGUCACAAAUGUCAAACAAAAUGUCACGAAAAGGGAAACGAAGCUAAGGCGAAAAGCAGUCGCAAAAAUAUAAAUAACCGAAAAACAACGAACCAGACACAAUAAAAAAGAAUGCUUGAUAAUCCAGUAAAAUCAAUUUGCAUAUUUUGGUAAUUAAUCGAGAUAAGGAGAUAUGCCGGCUAAGCGAAAAACAUCUCCAUAAAAUAUCGUAAAAAGUGUGAAUUUCUGAAAAAUAAGGUUUUUGGUGAAAAAUAUGUCAUACUUUGCGGUUUAUAUACCGGAACCGGAGUUUCCAAGAACAGACGAUUCCAAUUCUUCAGGCAACACCAACGUUAAUCACCAAAGCUUGAUCUUCAUGGAGAAAUCCCAGGCACUGGAUGUCCUGCGUAGACACAAGGAGGCACGUCUUCGAGAGUUUCCCAGUCGAGAGCAGGCCCAGAACUACAUCCAAUUCGGUUUCGAGAGUCGCAAGGAGCAAGAGAAGCAGCAGGAACACCAGCAGGAACUACCUCCAGUCACCAGCGAGCGUUCUUUCUUCCACUCCCCCACCAAGCAAGAGCUUCAAGAGUUCCGCAAACAAAUUGAGGCAGGAAAUCUGGAACUGGUCAGGCGGAUUGUGUGGGAGAAUCCUCGCUACCUUAUAAGCAGCGGCGACACCCCAACUAGCCUCAAAGAGGGUCCUCGCUACAAUGCCAUGCACAUCUGUGCCCAGUUAAAUCAACCCAGCAUUGCCGAGUUUCUUCUAGAGACCAUUGCGGAUCCAGCCUUUGGCGAACUUUAUGCUGAUAAGAAGGGUGGCCCUGAAAUGUACAUUGAUCUUAGCAAAAAUCUGCUGGAUUUGUAUCUCAAUAUGCCGGACAAGUCACGUGGCGAGACGCCCCUCCAUUUCGCUGCAAAGAAUGGCCAUGUGGAUGUGGUCGAGGUCCUCAUCGGUUAUCUGCAGUGCAAGUCGCUGCUAAAUCGUGAGGGUAAGGAGCCCAGGGACAUAAUCUGCCAGCGGAAUGAACAGGUCUCUCGAGAAACUCUUAAGAAGCUUGAGCUUCUCUUGGGUGAACCAUAUUACGUGCCCGUACUGAGAUCUGAGACCAAUGAAGUGCCCCCAGAAGUGGGUCAACCUUACUCCCCCAAAGAGCCACCGAACUUGCUGAAGAAAGAAAGCACGCGUCUCAGGGUCAAGUUGACAAUUAGUGCCCUGGCAGGACCCAUGUCCCGAGAUCAGGCCUUGAAGUUCCAUCGUCGCUGGAAGACUCCACCACGCUUGGGCAGUAAUUCAAUGUCUCCCUUGGCCACCUUGCCCUUCACUUUGCCGGUGAAGAUGAUGCACAGUAGGUCAAGUUCGAUGCAAAUGUCUCCCAGAAAGCUGUUUAGCCUAGACUCAGAGGAGUUGCCAUCUACAUUGAACACCGAAGAUUACCUGUUGCAAGACCUAACCCAGGAGCUAUCGAUGUACACCCUGAAUGACAACUUCCGAGAACGUCACAUCAAGAACUCGAAUAUUGGUAAGGGUCUGGAGGUGGUAGGUCGCCAGUUGGCUCGCGAGGAGCAACUGGAAUGGCGGGAAUACUGGGAGUUUCUGGACGCCUUUGUGGAUAUAAGUUCUUCCAAGGGUCUGGCACAACUGGAGAGUUAUUUGAAAUCAAAGAUGGCUCAACUGGAGGGUAGUGUAUCCGAAGCCCUUGACCAUAAGCUGAAGAGCACUGAAGCGCUGGCACAGGAUCAGGAUGAGUUAUUAAAUUUGGAAGAUACCGAGGAUAAUGACUCCUUUUACGACUUGAGUUUAUCGGAUUCAAGCAGCAUCAGCAGUAGCGGGAGGAGCAGCUUUAGCGAGGACAGCUUCAAAAGUAUUCCAGAACCCACAGUAUUUAUAAAAGGAGAAUCUCCAAUGAAGUGGGAUUUGGAUAUCUUAAAUGCUAUCUACCAUGUGGAAAUAGACGAGAAAACCUGGCCGUAUGUCCACGCUUGGAAAACUGCCUUGGAGCAAUACUCUCCCAAGGAUAUGGAGCGCUUUCCUUCACCACAAAGGAUUGGAAAAACCCGCAAGCCUGGCUGCUGGUAUUCAACCACAUUUCAGGAGGAAUUGAACAGCUACCAGACAUCAAUACAUCCCAAAGGGCUUUUUGGAAGCUAAAAAUUAUGGAAUUUAGACAAAAAUUAAACCUCCGAAUUUUUUAUACUGAACGCCAAGAUGCCGGGAAAGUGUGAUCUAACUACACCUUAAAAAAUUGUAUUAAAUAAGAAGCAGCCAUAAGAAGUGCUUGAAAAUCUGUGCUAA
This is a messenger RNA of Drosophila kikkawai, 2272 nucleotides long. Its product is annotated as estradiol 17-beta-dehydrogenase 11. Gene Ontology annotation, molecular function: protein phosphatase 2A binding; oxidoreductase activity, acting on the CH-OH group of donors, NAD or NADP as acceptor. Gene Ontology annotation, biological process: negative regulation of phosphorylation. Gene Ontology annotation, cellular component: endoplasmic reticulum; lipid droplet. The record is from RefSeq and is a predicted model, not a curated record. NCBI's taxonomy places the organism in Eukaryota, Metazoa, Arthropoda, Insecta, Diptera, Drosophilidae.